Molecule: messenger RNA, 309 nt
Organism: Phytomonas sp. Hart1
Lineage: Eukaryota; Euglenozoa; Kinetoplastea; Trypanosomatida; Trypanosomatidae
Source: the annotation of a GenBank genome assembly
AUGGAUUGUUUACCAACGCAUUUCGGACUGGGACUGGAUAAGUCCGUCCAUGAAUGGCAGGGCAGCCCUCCCGUCUUGGAAAGUCCCUGUGGGAGCCAUCGCCGCCGCGUUUUCGCCCUCCGAAAGGUCUACAAUUCGAGCGAACCUUUUGCAAUCGGAUCAACGAAAGCGAAAAGGAUAGUUAGGGGGUCUGCUAUGCAUGCAAUCACAAUAAAUAUCUUUCCUAAGGUCCUGGUAGUGGCCCUUUGGAAUUAUGGAAUAUCAGCGAGGUGCGAAAUGGCGAAAUGGAAAGCUGCCGGCAAGGCCUAA